This is a messenger RNA of Malaya genurostris, 1024 nucleotides long. Its product is annotated as coiled-coil domain-containing protein 124-B. Gene Ontology annotation, cellular component: nucleus. The transcript has 2 exons. NCBI's taxonomy places the organism in Eukaryota, Metazoa, Arthropoda, Insecta, Diptera, Culicidae. Gene Ontology annotation, molecular function: transcription coactivator activity. Gene Ontology annotation, biological process: transcription by RNA polymerase II. The record is from RefSeq and is a predicted model, not a curated record. The coding region runs from base 324 to 953 and encodes 209 amino acids.
UGUUAUUAUACAAAUGUUGGUUAAAUAUCUAGAACCUAGAGCAAAUGAACCUUAAUGGUUAUUCUACACAAAUAGUUAGGCAGUAAACUUGGAAAUUAAUGAGAUAAAAGUGAUGGUAAACAGAGAGGCGGUCACUGGCUUUUAGGCCCAUUUGAAAAGUUUCUCGUUUCUUAUAAGAAAUAUAUAGCAUAGAACUGUCAUAACAAUCCAUAUCAUCUAGAAAUUUUGCAUCGAUUUUGCUGACCAGAGAUUAUUUUAAUUCAUGUAAAUUGAUCAGUUCUAAAUCUGUCAGUAUCAGAUUCAUCCAGUUAAACCACUACAGAAUGCCGAAAAAAAUGGGUCUGAAUACUAAGGCUGUGGAAGCUCGGGAGCGGAAAGCAGAAGCUAAAAAAGUAGAAAAGGAAAAAGCUGCUAAGGCCGCUGAGGAUGCUCUAUGGGUGGACGACGAUAAACAACUGGCAAAGAAAAAAAGGCAGAAGGUAGAUGAAGAACGCAAACGUGCUGAACAGCUACGGAAAAAAGCCGAAGCAAAAGCAAUAUUGGAAAAAGAAAUGAGCUCGAUUCAAACCGCUCCCAAAGUAUCGGUUCAGAAAAUUACUCGUUCUCAGAUCGAAGCUGAGGUAGAGAAACGCAAUCGUGCUAUCGAUUCUGUGAACAAUCCUCCGAAACCAGUCGUUCCCAAAGUAAUUCCAAUUGAAGAGAACCUUAAUCGCGUGAUGGCAGACACCGAAGUAGCACAAACGAUAGACCAAGCGCUUGCGGUGUUAAAAGUAAAGGAUGGCGAAGAUAGACAUCCGGAAAAGCGAAUGAAAGCGGCAUACAAAUCAUACGAAGAUGAACAACUACCGAUCUUAAAACAGGAAUAUCCUUCUCUGAAGCUCUCUCAGCUUAAGCAAAUCAUAUUCAAAAAUUGGCAGAAAGCACCUCAGAAUCCGUUGAAUCAAGAUGCAUGAACACGUGAACAUAGAUAAAAGAAUGUGUUUAACACAUGUAUAUUCAGUCAGUAAAGAUGUUGACUGCCGAA